Molecule: messenger RNA, 3063 nt
Organism: Carlito syrichta (Philippine tarsier)
Lineage: Eukaryota; Metazoa; Chordata; Mammalia; Primates; Tarsiidae
Gene: MAP3K11
Product: mitogen-activated protein kinase kinase kinase 11
Exons: 11
Coding region: 242-2536 (764 amino acids)
Biological process (GO): microtubule-based process; protein phosphorylation; positive regulation of apoptotic process
Cellular component (GO): centrosome
Molecular function (GO): protein binding; JUN kinase kinase kinase activity; ATP binding
Source: RefSeq, a predicted model, not a curated record
GGCGGCCCCGGGGGCCCGCCCCCCCGGCCUGACCGCACUGCCCGGGGCGCCCCCCCAGAAGCCCGAGAUGCGGGGGGCCGGGAGGCGGCACUCCUGGCUCCCCAGAGAGGCGUGGGUCUGGGGCUGAGGGCCAGGGCCCGGAUGCCCGGGUUCCGGGGCUAGGGCCUCGGCAGCCAGCGGGGGUGGGGACCUCGGGCACCCGGAGAGGGUCCUCCAGACGUCCCGACGCCGGCUCCCGGCCAUGGAGCCCUUGAAGAACUUCUUCCUCAAGAGCCCGCUGGGGUCGUGGAAUGGCAGCGGCAGUGGGGGCAGCGGGGGUGGCGGCGGAGGCCGGCCCGAGGGGUCUCCGAAGGCAGCGGCUUAUGCCAACCCGGUGUGGACUGCCCUGUUCGACUACGAGCCCAAUGGGAAAGACGAGCUGGCCCUGCGGAAGGGUGACCGCGUGGAAGUGCUGUCCCGGGACGCAGCCAUCUCAGGAGAUGAGGGCUGGUGGGCGGGCCAGGUGGGGGGCCAGGUGGGCAUCUUCCCGUCCAACUACGUGUCUCGGGGCGGCGGCCCGCCUCGCUGCGAGGUGGCCAGCUUCCAGGAGUUGCGUCUGGAGGAGGUGAUCGGCAUAGGCGGCUUCGGCAAGGUGUACCGUGGCAGCUGGCGUGGCGAGCUGGUGGCUGUGAAGGCGGCCCGCCAGGACCCCGAUGAGGACAUCAGCGUGACAGCCGAGAGCGUUCGCCAGGAGGCCCGGCUCUUUGCCAUGCUGGCGCACCCCAACAUCAUUGCCCUCAAGGCCGUGUGCCUGGAGGAACCCAACCUGUGCCUGGUGAUGGAGUAUGCGGCCGGAGGGCCCCUCAGCCGGGCCCUGGCCGGGCGCCGCGUUCCCCCCCACGUGCUGGUCAACUGGGCGGUGCAGAUUGCCCGUGGGAUGCACUACCUGCACUGUGAAGCCCUGGUGCCGGUCAUCCACCGCGACCUCAAGUCCAACAACAUUUUGCUGCUGCAGCCCAUUGAGGGUGACGACAUGGAGCACAAGACCCUGAAGAUCACCGACUUUGGCCUGGCCCGAGAGUGGCACAAAACCACGCAAAUGAGUGCUGCGGGCACCUAUGCCUGGAUGGCUCCCGAGGUUAUCAAGGCCUCCACCUUCUCUAAGGGCAGCGAUGUCUGGAGCUUUGGGGUGCUGCUGUGGGAACUGCUGACCGGGGAGGUGCCCUACCGUGGCAUAGACUGUCUUGCCGUGGCCUAUGGCGUAGCUGUUAACAAGCUCACACUGCCCAUCCCGUCCACCUGCCCAGAGCCAUUUGCACAGCUCAUGGCCGACUGCUGGGCGCAGGACCCCCACCGCAGACCCGACUUCGCCUCCAUCCUGCAGCAGCUGGAGGCGCUCGAGGCUCAGGUCUUGCGGGAAAUGCCGCGGGACUCCUUCCACUCCAUGCAGGAAGGCUGGAAGCGCGAAAUCCAGGGCCUCUUCGACGAGCUGCGAGCCAAGGAAAAGGAACUACUGAGCCGCGAGGAGGAGCUGACGCGCGCGGCGCGCGAGCAGCGGUCGCAGGCGGAGCAGCUGCGGCGGCGCGAGCACCUGCUGGCCCAGUGGGAGCUGGAGGUGUUCGAGCGCGAGCUGACGCUGCUACUGCAGCAGGUGGACCGCGAGCGGCCGCCUGGGAGCCGGCCAGGGCCCCCCGCGGGUUGGAGUCCUGGCUCUCCUUCACCGCAAACCUGCACCCUGCUCUCCUCCCCCCAAACCUCAGACUUCAAGCACCGCAUCACCGUGCAGGCCUCACCCGGCCUUGACCGGAGGAGAAACGUCUUCGAGGUCGGGGCUGGGGACUCGCCCACCUUCCCCCGGUUCCGGGCCAUCCAGUUGGAACCUGCAGAGCCAGGCCAGACAUGGGGCCGCCAGUCCCCCCGACGUCUGGAGGACUCAAGCAAUGGCGAGCGGCGAGCAUGCUGGGCCUGGGGUCCCAGUUCCCCCAAGCCUGGGGAAGCCCAGAAUGGAAGGAGAAGGUCCCGCAUGGACGAGGCCACGUGGUACCUGGAUUCAGAUGACUCGUCCCCCUUAGGAUCUCUUUCCACACCCCCAACUCUCAACGGUAACCCCCCGCGGCCGAGCCCGGCCCCGCCCUCCCCUGCGCCCCUGCUGCUGGACCUGGGUGUCCCUGCGGGCCAGCGGUCAGCCAAGAGCCCCCGGCGGGAGGAGGAGACCCGCGGAGGCACCGUCUCACCCCCACCAGGGAUAUCACGCUCCGCUCCCGGCACCCCAGGAACCCCGCGCUCACCGCCCCUGGGCCUCAUCAGCAGACCUCGGCCCUCACCCCUUCGUAGCCGCAUCGACCCAUGGAGCUUUGUGUCAGCCGGACCACGAGCUUCACCCCUACCCUCACCGCAGCCCACACCCCGCCGGGCACCCUGGACCUUGUUCCCGGACUCAGACCCCUUCUGGGACUCCCCACCUGCCAACCCCUUCCGGGGGGGACCCCAGGACUGCAGGGCACAGACCAAAGACGUGGGUGCUCAGGCCCCGUGGGUGCCAGAGGCGGGGCCUUGAGUGGGCCAGGCCGCUCCCCGACGCUCCGGCUGUCGGAGAGGGGCCACAGUAUACACUGGAACGGGAGCCGGGCCGGCCUCUGUGGCUGCCUCAGUUUCCCCCAGGGACCCCGCCCCUCUUGGGGGUCAGGAACACUACACUGCACAGGAAGCCUUCACACUGGAUGGGGGGCUGCACCCCCCCACACCUGCAACCUAUAGGUCCCCCCAACUUACCUGCCCCCUGGGGCCCGCCACUGUGCCCAGCUGGUUGGGAGGACCAGAGCCUGUCUCAGGGAAUUGCCCUCCGGGAGGUGCGGGAAGGAGGGGCGGUGCAGGGGGGAGGGGCCAGCCUCAGCUGCCACCAGCACUUUUGACCAAGUCCUGCUACUGAGGACCCUGCCCUGGGGUUUAGUGCCUGGACCCCACUGCCCUGGGGGUUCCCUGGGGCUGGGGCUCUCUGGGUGCCUUUCUGCUUCCCCAGCCAGGGUUGGGGCCUUUGCCUCGGGAUCCAAUGAAGCCAAAUAAACUCGAAAGCUGUCUCCCCAA